This is a messenger RNA of Homarus americanus (American lobster), 769 nucleotides long. RefSeq lists its product as uncharacterized. The record is from RefSeq and is a predicted model, not a curated record. The coding region runs from base 69 to 719 and encodes 216 amino acids. NCBI's taxonomy places the organism in Eukaryota, Metazoa, Arthropoda, Malacostraca, Decapoda, Nephropidae. The transcript is spliced from 4 exons. Gene Ontology annotation, molecular function: chitin binding. Gene Ontology annotation, cellular component: extracellular region.
UCACAGUGUGAACAGUGUUAUAAGACGCCAGCGGGGUGACAUGACCACAUUACACACAACCCUUCAUCAUGAGACUCUUGCUUCUUGUCACAACUCUGCUCCUUCUGGCGGCGUUGGCGUCAGCACAGCUGUGUGUACCUGACUGCACGAACAUGCAUGAGGGAGAUAAGGUAUUCGACCCCACCAACUGCCUCCGCUUCUACUACUGCAGCGACCCCGACAAUAAUGGUCACCUGGUGCCCUCAUCCGAGCCAAUUACCUGUCCUGAAGGGUACUACUUCAACAACGCCCGCACCGUGAAGGAGUGUGAGAGGGUAGAUCCCAACAGUAACUACUGCACCGGACUCUGUAACCCCUGUUCCCUCGAAUGUGGUGAACCAGGCACGCUGAUUGCUUACCCAAUGGACUGUACCAAGUAUCAGAUCUGCCUUGAAGAUAAGCAUGUCCUUCUGGCAGACUGUCCAUCUGCAACUCCUUUCUUUGACUUCAAGACAGGGGAUUGCACAAAUGAUAUGUCCCUUUGCUACGACGUCUGUGACCCUUGCCAGGUGUAUUGUGUCAAGAAGGGCAAAGUCCCUAACCCCCAAGACUGCAUGUCCUACUACUACUGCGACCCUCCCCUGAUAUCAGCCUUCGACUGCCCCGACGGCGAAUUCUUUAGCGUAACACUUCUCCAGUGUGAGAAGAAACACUCUGGCAACUGUACUAAUAUCUGUUAAGGUGUGAUGUUGUGACCAGUUAGUAAAUAUUUAGUUUCAGAAGGAAUGUU